AUGUCUUGCACGGAGUCCGAAACUCGCGUCAGGGUCACAACAUCAACCGAUUACGCAAUUCUUAGUAACAAUUCGGUAGAUUGUGAUUUUGAUCUCAAUACAUGUCAAUAUACACAGGAUACAGACGAUAGAUUUGAUUGGACGCGACACAGGCUAAGUUCUGGGACAUCAGAAACUGGUCCUUCCGCUGAUCAUACCCAAAAUAACGGAAAUGGAUAUUACAUGUACAUUGAGGUAUCACAGUCGGGCAUCAAGAAGGGUUGGCAAGCAAGACUCAGAUCACCAGUGUUAAGUGGACUGCCAUCUGAUACUUGUCUCGAAUUUUACUACCACAUGUACGGUCGCACUAUGGGUACGCUUAAUGUGGUCAUGAAUCGAACUCAGCAAGCAAACCAAGUUGUGUGGAGUAAAACUGGUGAAAAAGGAAAUAAGUGGUAUCGUGGUUUGGUACACAUACCGAGUAUGUCUCAAAAUUUCCAGAUAACUUUUGAAGGCGUACGAGGCAAUGGAAGAUAUUCAGAUAUUGCAAUAGACGAUGUCAAGUUAAUGAACGAAAAUUGUUACAUCGACUUUAAUUGGGAACGACAAUCGGGACGUACAGGGUCGUCAAAUACGGGACCCACAACUGACCAUACCACUGGAACCAGUGCAGGAUACUACAUAUACAUCGAAACCAGCUCACCUAGGUUGCCUAAUGAUGUCGCAAAGGUAUCUACACCAAGAAUUCGCACCCCAUCAUCUGCGUGUCUAACCUUUUGGUAUCAUAUGUAUGGAGCGCAUAUCGAAACACUCAAUGUGCUGGCCAAUACAACAGAUGGACUAAUUUCUCAACAGGUGUGGUCAAAGUCAGGUAACCGAGGAAAUGUGUGGCGACCUGCUGAAGUCACAAUUGAUAUGAAUGCAGCUGAUUUCAAGGUUGUGUUUGAAGGGGUUUGCGGACAGAGCUUUCAAGGAGAUAUAGCAAUUGAUGAUAUCAACAUUACAGACUCCGCGUGUAUAUCGAAUGAUACAAAUUCCGAUAUAGGAAUAAGCUGUACCUUUGAGGAACCUGAAAUAUGUGGAUACAUCCAGGAUACAGCUGAUGAUAUUGAUUGGAUAUGGCAAAACUUUGCUACUGAAACCAGAGGCACCGGUCCGACAUCUGACCAUACACUUGGGACUGGUCUUGGUUUUUAUAUGUUUAUUGAAACUUCGUUACCAAGUCAACCAGGAGACAAAGCACGACUACAAUCCCCGUUUCAAAACAAUACAUCCCCAAGUUACUGCGUGGAGUUCUGGUACCAUAUGUAUGGGCCAACAGUCGAAGAAUUGAAGGUGUUUAUAAAAAUUGAUGGAGAGACACUAACAACCCCAGUGUGGACAUUAUCAGGUAAUCGAGGAGAUUACUGGCAUAGGGGAACAGCUGACGUACAGCCAACGGGACGGUUUUCGAUUGUGUUUGAAGGCAUAGCAGGUUCAUCUAGGUUUGGUGAUGUUGCAAUAGACGAUGUGAAAAUUUAUGAACAAACCUGUCCAGCAUUUACAACAACCCCUUUGCCUUCAACUGCACCACCUGAUACAUUUCCUGAUGCUAAUUGUGAUUUUGAACAAAGUGGUUGGUGCGACUAUACCCAAGACAUAUAUGAUGAUUUUGACUGGACCCGACAGAGUGGAAGUACAACUUCGAUUGGUACAGGCCCAGAGAUCGAUCACACUUACCAAAAUUCAACUGGACAUUAUAUUUUCAUUGAGACAUCUGUACAACAGUUUGAUGAAAAGGCUCGUUUAUAUUCUCCACUAAUUACCAAAUCAGCCAACCCAAUCUGCGUACAAUUUUGGUGUCACAUGUUUGGAGAAACAGUAGACUUUCUGAAUGUCUACGUUGUGCUUCGACAGGAGAAAUACAUAUUACCGGUAGACCCGUUGCUUGCUGUGUAUGGUGACCAUGGAGAUAUUUGGUUCCAUCAACAAAUGGAAGUCAAACCUGUUGAAGAUAAUUUCUAUAUUGUGUUUGAAGGUAUCCAAGGCAAAAGUUUCACUGGUGACAUUGCUCUCGAUGAUAUUCAAUUCUUGCAUUCGACUUGCACUCAAAUAACACCAACACCGCCUCUACCGAAUUCCUUCUGUGACUUUGAAUUUGGUAUUGACGUAUGUGGAUAUACGCAGGAAAAAGAUGAUGACCAAUUCGAUUGGAAAUUGCAAACGGGCGAAACACCAAGCAAAAGGACAGGUCCAACGAAUGACCAUACUAAAGGAAAUAAAUAUGGUCAUUAUAUUUUUAUUGAAUCAUCGCAACCAAAUCGGCCAAAUGAUAGAGCAGUUAUCAGCAGCCCAAAUAUGGCCGGUACAGGGGAGAGCACAUGUCUGCGGUUCUGGUACCACAUGUAUGGAAAGGGCAUAGGUGCAUUGACAGUGAUCAAAUUCGAAUCGGGAUUCAAGUCGACAGAGUUGUGGUCGAGAGGUCAUGAUCAUGGUAAUAAAUGGGUUGAAGCUGUCGUUGAUAUUACUGCGGUGUACUCACAUUUUAAGAUUAUAUUUGAAGGGACCGUUGGCUCACAGCAAGGAGAUAUUGCAUUAGAUGAUAUCAGAUUUCUGCCUGUUCCUUGUGGCGCAACAACCAUUGCGCCAACAACCCCACAACAAAUCGGCCAGGAAAAGUGUGAUUUUGAAAGCGGACCAGAUGUUUGUGGAAUUCAGCAGAUUAUUGAAGAUGAUGAUUUUGACUGGGAGUAUUUUGAUGUCAAAAAUCAUUUCGGAAUAACAGAUUUGCCAACAAAUACAUCUUACUUAUUUGUAAGUGCCGCUGGUGACAGAGAACGUGGUGAAAAGGCCCAGAUAGUAACACCAACUAUUUCAAGUGACCAGCAGGUCUGUAUGUCUAUGGACUUCAUCUUACGUUAUGAUCCAGCACUCCAGAUAAAUAUAUACAGCAGAGUAGGUGACAAUAUUCAACAUCUUCAAAACAUAACCGGUUCGGAAGCCUACUACUGGCAGAACACAUUCGUUGAAAUCCCAAAGACAUCAGAAUUCACGAUCGUCAUAGAGGCUGUUAUUGGUAGAGAAGAUCGUGGAAUACUAGCUAUCGAUAAUAUAUUAAUAUCUUCCGAUAAUCUGCCUUUUCCUUGUGGCGCAACACCCAUUUCGCCAACACCCCCACAACAAAUCGGCCAGGAAAAGUGUGAUUUUGAAAGCGGACCAGAUGUUUGUGGAAUUCAGCAGAUUAUUGAAGAUGAUGAUUUUGACUGGGAGUAUUUUGAUGUCAACAAUCAUUUCGGAAUAACAGAUUUGCCAACAAAUACAUCUUACUUAUUUGUAAGUGCCGCUGGUGACAGAGAACGUGGUGAAAAGGCCCAGAUAGUAACACCAACUAUUUCAAGUGACCAGCAGGCCUGUAUGUCUAUGGACUUCAUCUUACGUUAUGAUCCAGCACUCCAGAUAAACAUAUACAGCAGAGUAGGUGACAAUAUGCAACAUCUUCAAAACAUAACCGGUUCGGAAGCCUACUACUGGAAGAACACAUUCGUUGAAAUCCCAAAGGCAUCAGAAUUCACAAUCGUCAUAGAGGCUGUUAUUGGUAGAGAAGAUCGUGGAAUACUAGCUAUCGAUAAUAUAUUAAUAUCUUCCGAUAUUUGUCAAGUCAGUGAAAGUAGUUCGAACAAUGUUGUCAUCAUUGUUGUUGGAGUUGUGCUGGGCAUCGUAGCAAUUUCUGCUGUCGUCUGCACGUUCUGGCUUUAUAAGCGUCGAAAGAGUCAAACCAUACCUCCAGCUACAUUGUCAGUCAGCUACAAUGAGAGGUCAACAAAUGGUGCCGUGUUAGUUGCAGAGGAUAUGUCUGUUGAUAACCCAGUCUACAAUGGAGUUUCUACUGCAUAAAUAAUAAUAUAAUGAUAAUGUCAUUUCACUUUGUAUCAUGAUAAAUACCAUAUAUU
Messenger RNA from Anneissia japonica, 3908 nucleotides. RefSeq names its product MAM and LDL-receptor class A domain-containing protein 1-like. The transcript has 21 exons. Lineage: Eukaryota; Metazoa; Echinodermata; Crinoidea; Comatulida; Comatulidae. Gene Ontology annotation, cellular component: membrane. Bases 1 to 3852 code for a protein of 1283 amino acids. The record is from RefSeq and is a predicted model, not a curated record.